AUGUUACUCUACCUUGCCAUUUUGGCGCUAAGUUUGGCGAUCUUUUGGAUCCGCAAGCGGUACUCGUACUGGAGCGAUCGUGGCGUUCGAUACCUCAAGCCUACGUUCCCUUUCGGGAACAUUCGGGGUUUGGGCCGGAAGGAGCAGCUGGCGUUGGCGUUUCAACGACUGUACCUGCAGCUGAAGGGCAGUGGACCGUUUGGAGGGGUGUUCUUCUUCGUGAAUCCGGUGGCGAUGGCGCUGGAUCUGGACUUUGUGAAGAGCGUGCUGGUGAAGGAUUUCCAACACUUUCACGAUCGUUCGAUUUACUACAACGAGCGGGACGAUCCGCUGUCGGCGCAUCUGGUGACGAUUGAGGGGACCAAGUGGCGGAACUUGAGGACGAAGCUGACUCCGACGUUUUCGUCCGGGAAGAUGAAGAUGAUGUUUCCGACGAUCAUGGGGGUUGCGGGGCAGUUUAGGGAGUUGCUUUUGGGGGUAGUUGGGAGUGGUGGUGAGGUUGAGAUGAAGGAGAUAUUGGCACGGUUUACAACUGAUGUGAUUGGAACGUGUGCUUUCGGGUUGGAGUGUAAUAGCUUGCAUGAUUCGGACGCGGCUUUUCGACGGAUGGGGAGGAAGGUUAUGGAACCACCACCGGGUCGGCUGUUUGUUGUUAUUUUGGCGCAGCAGUUCCGCAAGAUCGCACGGGCACUUCGUGUGAAGACGAUCGAUACGGAUGUGUCGCAGUUCUUCAUGAAUGCUGUGCGUGAAACGGUUGAAUACCGGGAGAAGAACCGCGUUGAGCGGAAUGAUUUUAUGAAUCUGUUGAUCAAGAUGAAGAAUGGUCAACCUGUUGAGGAUGGAACGAUGGUUGAUACGGAGGGACUCACGCUGGAGGAAAUAGCCGCGCAAGCGUUUGUGUUCUUCCUGGCCGGAUUCGAGACGUCUUCGACGGCAAUGACCUACUGCUUGUACGAGCUAGCUAGGAAUCCGGAUCUACAACAGAAGGCCAGGGACGAUGUUCUGAAGACAAUCAAGAAGCAUGGAUCGCUUACGUAUGAAGCCGCUCACGAUAUGCACUACAUCGAGAUGUGCAUCAACGAAUCCCUUCGCAAGUACCCUCCGAUAGGACAGCUAACCCGGACCGUAUCCAAGGACUACAAAGUACCCGGCACGGAGCACACCCUCGAGAAGGGAACCACCGUAGCGAUCCCGGUGUACGGAAUCCACCACGAUCCGGAGUUCUACGCCGACCCGGAACGGUACGAUCCGGAUCGGUUCCUUCCGGAAGAGCUCGCCAAACGGAAUCCGUACAGCUUUCUUCCCUUUGGGGAGGGCCCGCGUAACUGCAUUGGGCUGCGCUUUGGAAUGAUGCAGGCUCGAAUUGGACUGGCAACACUGCUGAAGGACUUCCGGAUUAGGAUGUCCAGCAAGACGCAGGAACCGCUACGGAUUGACGCGCAGAAGGUUGUACUCACCUUUGAGGGGGGACUGUGGUUGCAUAUUGAGAAAAUUCAAGCCAAUUAAAAUCUU
Molecule: messenger RNA, 1512 nt
Organism: Culex quinquefasciatus (southern house mosquito)
Lineage: Eukaryota; Metazoa; Arthropoda; Insecta; Diptera; Culicidae
Product: probable cytochrome P450 6a14
Exons: 2
Coding region: 1-1506 (501 amino acids)
Molecular function (GO): iron ion binding; heme binding; monooxygenase activity
Source: RefSeq, a predicted model, not a curated record